AUGCCUUUAGUUUCACUUGAAGAAGUUGUUGAAAAAUUCGUUGAUCUAUUACCCACUAUACAGAGUCACGCUUAUAUUGCCAAACAAAAACGUAAGAAACCAGCUGAUGGAUUGUCUCAAGAUGAGUCAGCCUCAAUUAUGCUCUAUACAAUGGGAUGGGAACCACUUGACGAAUGUCUUUACUUCGUUCUAAAUGAUAUAUUACGUUCAGCCGAUCGACAAAAACUUAAACCAUGGUUUCUUUAUUUGAGACUUUUUCUCAGCGGACUUCUUCGUCUUCCAUUGAUUCGUGAUGCUGUACAGAGAGGUAUCAAAAUGGGAGAGACAAUAAUAUGA
Rotaria sp. Silwood2 is the source of this 336-nucleotide messenger RNA. The record is from the annotation of a GenBank genome assembly. Lineage: Eukaryota; Metazoa; Rotifera; Eurotatoria; Philodinida; Philodinidae.